UGCAUGACCCCGACGCCUUAAAGCCCUGCUUAUCCCCUAGAAGGCAUUUUGUUCUUCCCUCUUGGUAGAGGGCGCCAAGGGUUUUGAGGCGCUCGCGUAACGCCGGCGACGAUUCCAUUGCGAAGAGAGGAAAAGAGCUAUGGCGGCCUCGUGUAUUUCGCUCUCGUCUACGGCCAUUGGCGGUGCCGCGGCUCUGGCGGCGCCUCCCAGAGCCAUGGCGCUGUGCAUCGCUGGGGUUUCGGUGCCGUCGAGGCCCCUUUCUCUCUCGCUGGGCGAGACCUUCCAUCUCGGUGCCGUACUAUCCAGGAGAAGACCCCUAGAAUUUGUGGCCAAGUCGUAUGGUGGGUACGGAGCCGAGUCGAUUGACAAGGAGGAUUGGGCACCACCUCCGCCCAAUCUCAGUGACUUGCCCCCGGAGCCAUCGGAGCCAGUGGACAAGGAGUUCGUGGUGCCAGAGCCCGACGAGAGGGACUUUGGGAGCUUUCGCAGCGAGCCAGCGCCCAACACCAAACUUUACGUCGGGAACAUUGCAUGGAACGUCGAUAGCAAGAUGCUGGCAGACUGCUUCAAUGGCGUGGGCAUCACAGAACUGGAAGAAGUCAAUGUGAUGUAUGAUCGGAUGCUUGGAAAGAGUCGCGGUUUUGCCUUCGUCACUCUCUCCACGGAGGAUGCUGCGAAGACUGCCAUCGAGAAACUUGAUGGUCAUGAACUCGAGGGGCGGCCUUUGAGAGUAAACUACCCGCAAGUUCCCCGAGGAGGCGGAGGCUUUGGCGGUGGUUUUGGGACCAGACCGAGCAUCCCAGCGAACCCGGCCAAGUGCUUCGUCGCCAACAUCCCGUGGUCCGUGGACGACCAAGGCCUGCAAGAGUUUUUCAGCUCGCACGGAACGGUGGUAGACUGCCGGAUUCUAACCGAUGCCGAGAGCGGGAGGUCACGGGGGAUUGGGUUCGUCACUUUUGCCACCCCAGACGAGGCCAACAACGCCAUCAGCGCUUUGGAUGGAGCAGAAUUGGGAGGUAGAUCGAUUCGCGUGGCUUUGGCGACUGGAAGGCAAUGAGCGACGAUCACAACCAGCUGACAAUGAAGGAAAGAUGGAAUGGCGCAUUUCCAUGCAAGAGGAAUGGAUCGAGUUUUAGUGAGAAAGUGUCUUAGAGAAAGAGCAUGUCUACAUUGCUAUGAUGGUUUGUAGAUUUUUUUGGGAUCAAAAACAGUCGCAAAUGGUUUUCGGUUA
Selaginella moellendorffii is the source of this 1231-nucleotide messenger RNA. RefSeq names its product 28 kDa ribonucleoprotein, chloroplastic. Gene Ontology annotation, molecular function: mRNA binding. The transcript is spliced from 5 exons. The record is from RefSeq and is a predicted model, not a curated record. Gene Ontology annotation, cellular component: cytosol. Lineage: Eukaryota; Viridiplantae; Streptophyta; Lycopodiopsida; Selaginellales; Selaginellaceae. The coding region runs from base 140 to 1057 and encodes 305 amino acids.